This is a messenger RNA of Sitophilus oryzae (rice weevil), 1593 nucleotides long. RefSeq lists its product as uncharacterized. The transcript has 2 exons. Lineage: Eukaryota; Metazoa; Arthropoda; Insecta; Coleoptera; Curculionidae. The coding region runs from base 332 to 1558 and encodes 408 amino acids. The record is from RefSeq and is a predicted model, not a curated record.
AGUGAGAACCCGCCUUCAGAAACCCCCUAACUGACAUUUUUAGGCAAACUUAGAUUUUAACUGGAACUUAUAUUUUAAACGGUUCUCCAUCCAUUUUAUGCAGAAACCCCGCUAUAUCUAAGCACCUUAUCACAUUUUCGACGUAUGUUACCAUAACGUGUAGUGCAGAAACCCCGUAAGUGCAGCACUUACGGAGUUUCUGCUUUACACUUUGACGUCAAAGAUUUGACAUGAGAUACUGCUGUUUACAUUUCUUUUUAAGGUUAUGAAUUCAGUAGACAAUGUCACAAUAUAAUUAUAUAAUUAUUAUUGUUGCUAAAUAAAAGCUAAAAUGGUGAGUGAUAGUGAAAUUGAAGAGCAAGCUACAAAGAAGAGGAAGAAAGGCCUUAAACAAGUUGAGUAUCAAAGAGACAUUAUAAAAAAGGCAAGAGUGAAAGGAACAGCAUAUAUAAACUACAAAGGAAAAUUAAUUCCCCAAAAGGAAAGAGGCAUGCCUUGCAGUUGCAAAAUGAAAUGUUUCGAUAAAGUGGAGUUAGGUGACCAAAAUGAACUUUUGAGCAAAUUUAGGCAAUUUGAAAGUAAAAACGAACAAGACGCAUUUCUUCAAAAUUUAAUUCGAGUUGUGCCUGUAAAACGACCGAAGAAAAUUCCUAUAACAGGUCAACGCCGUGGAAACUCGUUCCAAUACACAGUAUCAUGUAGUUCUGGAUCUACAAUUGUUUGUAAAAAAGCUUUCUUAGCACUAUUUGCUAUAACAGAUGAUCGAGUUAGACGUCUUUGUAAUUUACUUGCUACUGGAAAGUCUCCAAUCGACAAACGUGGGCAAGGUAUAUCAGGGAAUGCCAUAAAGGGUGAAGUUGUAAAGCUUAUAGAGGACCACAUAAAUUCUUUUCCAGUGCGCGAAGCACAUUACACGGGGCGCACAUUCAAGUACUUUUCUGAAAAAUUGGAUGUGAAAACUAUGCAUAUGCUUUUCACUGAAAAAUACCCAAACCAGAAAUGCAAUUACUAUUUUUAUUUAAAAAUUUUUAAAGAAAAAUUCUCUCUAUCGUUUGGAAGACCGCAAGUGGACACAUGUUGUCAGUGCGAAGCUCUAGAUAUUAAGAUGAAAAGCAAAUCGCUUAAUGAAACCGCUAAACUUGCAGCAAAAGCCGAAAAAGAGGUCCAUGAAAGACGGGCCAAAAAAUUUCAUAAGAAAAUGAAUGAAAUCAAAGAACUCUGCUUGCAGGAUGACUCUCAUGGAGCAAUAUGCAUAGACUUUAUGCAAAACUUAAUGUUACCAAAUAUUCCUGUUCAAGAGGUGUUUUACCUUCACCAGCUGACAGUUAAUGUUUUUGAUAUACAUGAUUUAACCACUGGCAAUGCUAUGUUUUAUGUGAAUCACGAAGGCAUUUCGAGGAAAGGUUGCAAUGAUGUUUGCUCAUUUCUAAUGCAUUAUAUCGGCAAUAUUUUGCCCAAGACAACAAAACAUUUGCACAUAUUUUCAGAUGGGUGUGCAGGCCAAAACAAAAACCACACGGUGAUUCGCUUGUGUGAUACAGUGUGUACUAAUAAUUGAACAAAAAAAGGUAUUUUCUUGAAGUGAAAUUAUUG